AUGUCUGCUGAAGAGAAAACCAGAGUCUCGGGCGACAUCACUCGCUCCGAGCCAGUCUUGCCCACUGUCAAUCCUGCGGCCGACAAGCCCGCUCCCGCAAAGGCUUCUCUACACCCCGUCUUCUACGUUGUCACAUGGAUUGGCUUCAGUUCUUCCGUCAUCCUGUUCAACAAAUGGCUCCUGGACACGCUCAACUUCCGCUAUCCCGUCAUUCUCACGACUUACCACCUCACCUUUGCUACCGUCGUUACCCAGGUCAUGGCCCGCUGGACGACUAUGCUCGAUGGCCGAAAGACGGUUAAGAUGACGGGCCGCGUAUACUUGCGAGCCGUUGUGCCUAUUGGUGUCUUCUUCAGCUUGAGUUUGAUCUGCGGUAACCUGACCUACCUCUACCUCUCGGUCGCCUUCAUCCAGAUGCUCAAGGCUACCACGCCCGUUGCUGUCCUGAUCUCCGGCUGGGCCCUGGGCGUGUCUCAGCCAAACCUGAAGCAGUUCCUCAAUGUCUCGGCCAUCGUUAUCGCCGGUGUCAUUUUUGAGGCUCUCCGACUCACCAUGGUCCAGAGACUGCUGAGCUCUGCUGACUUCAAGAUGGACCCCCUGGUGUCUCUGUACUACUUCGCUCCCAUCUGUGCCGUGAUGAACGGUGUGGUUGCUUUGAUCUGGGAGGUUCCCAAGGUCUCCAUGGUUGAAGUGUACAACGUCGGCUUCUUCACCUUCUUCCUCAACGGUCUUUGCGCUUUCAUGCUCAACGUCUCCGUCGUUUUCUUGAUUGGCAAGACCUCUGCUGUCGUCCUCACCCUCUGCGGUGUUCUCAAGGACAUCAUGCUUGUCGUUGCCUCCAUGAUGAUCUGGGGCACCCAGGUGACUGCUCUUCAGUUCUUUGGCUACUCCAUCGCCCUCGGUGGCAUGGUUUACUACAAGCUUGGCUUUGAGGCUCUCAAGGGCUACGCUGGUGAGGCCGGCCGCCAGUGGGCCGAGUUUGGUGCUCGCAAGCCUAUCCUCCGCAAGCUGUCCAUCAUUGUAAUGGCUGUGCUCUUCAUCUUCGUCGUCUUUGGUGGCCUGGCUCCCACCUACGCCCCCGAGUACGACCCCUCCAAGCUCGCCUCUGAAGUUACCAACCACUUCAAGGGCAAUGCUGCUGCCGCCGCCGCCGCGGGAGCUGAGUAG
Trichoderma breve is the source of this 1167-nucleotide messenger RNA. Its product is annotated as triose-phosphate transporter family domain-containing protein. NCBI's taxonomy places the organism in Eukaryota, Fungi, Ascomycota, Sordariomycetes, Hypocreales, Hypocreaceae. Gene Ontology annotation, cellular component: trans-Golgi network; endosome; Golgi apparatus. Gene Ontology annotation, molecular function: antiporter activity. Bases 1 to 1167 code for a protein of 388 amino acids. The transcript is spliced from 5 exons. The record is from RefSeq and is a predicted model, not a curated record.